AUGAUUAGGACUCUUUUCAACGGCGCUGCGCACCUCACCGUUACUGGUUACCUAACUGUAUCGUUCUUUAAGGAAGCUGUAUUGGACCCUACAAAUCAGCUCAUGGACAAAGCGGAGAAGGUCUCCAAUCUCGGCGUCGUCGCAUCCAAUUUCUGCCUUUCGACAAUGAAUCUUCUGCUCGCCUCCAACAAAGCCGCUCCCCAAUUUCUCAGCAGCGAUAUCAAGCAGAAACCCGCACCCAUGCACGAUUCGGCCGAGCCCAAUUUAUUUCUCACUGGCGACGACAUCGCCGAAAUGAUAUCCUCUCUACUCGCACCUCAGCCAUUCGACUCCUCAUCAGCAACCGAAGCCGCCGCUUCGCCAGUCACUUGCACUACACCCUGCUUUUCAUCGCCUAUUCAGAAACCGAAACCGAGUCCGACACCAUCCUUCCAGACGACAUCUGAUGAUGUUUUUUUCCCGGACCCGACUUGGAGCUGGAUACGGAACCCACCGCCACUCAACUCCUGCAACUCCCUCCUACUGAGCUUCGACCUCAGAGGUCCCGCCGGGGAAAGCUCAACUCCGGCAUCCUCCACGGUCCCCUACGACCCGGUGUUAUACUCCCACGUGGUUGAAGGCCAGUCCCGCACAUGUCUACGCACUGAAGUCUUCGAUAUCAGAGGUCCCCUACGACUGAAUACCGAUGACGCAUCAUCAACACUACGGCCUCCUUCGCUGUCCCCUACGACCGGGAGUUCCACUACCCACGAAGUUGAAGGCCAUCGCCGCGGUCCCGCACAUACAUCUACCCUAGGUCCCUCCUGUUUCUUUCGCUACGUAGAGGUCACUUGA
This is a messenger RNA of Suillus paluster, 834 nucleotides long. RefSeq lists its product as uncharacterized. The record is from RefSeq and is a predicted model, not a curated record. Bases 1 to 834 code for a protein of 277 amino acids. NCBI's taxonomy places the organism in Eukaryota, Fungi, Basidiomycota, Agaricomycetes, Boletales, Suillaceae. The transcript has 2 exons.